AUGGCUGCUAUUCGAGCUGUCCAAGUCGUGUUUCCUACUGCCGAUGUGAAGGGGUGUUUCUUCCAUUACUGCCAGGCGAUAUGGAGGAAGGUCCAGGAUCUGGGACUAGCUGUCACGUAUCGAGAAGAUCCUGAAGUCUGCAAUUGGAUAAGAAGAGCAGCUGGCCUACCCCUACUCCCCCAGAACAAGAUCCAGGACACGUGGGUUGACGCAAUGGACAACACACCAGAUGUACCAAGAGCUGUCGCCUUCAACGACUACAUCGUCACUACCUGGGUCGUCCACGGAGCACGAUUCCCCCUACCACUGUGGAACCAUCACGGUACAACAGGUCCCAGGAUGAACAACAACCUGGAAGGCUUUCAUAACCGACUCAACCGAGGUCUCCCUCACCGACAUCCCAACAUCUACCGAUUUGUGGAGGUAGUCAGGAAGGUGGAACAGGCAGAACGAGCUAAGAUUUUACAGCUCGACUUUGGAGCAGCUCCAAGAGGCAGGAAGAGAGUGUACAGAGAGGUGGAGAACCGUCUCUGCCGCCUGAAGGACGAGUUGAAUAGAGGAGAAAUCCCCAAUGCAGUUUCUAGAUGCGGUUGGCCAUCUCCUCAGGCUGGGAUAAAGAGUGAAUUGAACAUUUGA
Haliotis rufescens (red abalone) is the source of this 636-nucleotide messenger RNA. RefSeq lists its product as uncharacterized. NCBI's taxonomy places the organism in Eukaryota, Metazoa, Mollusca, Gastropoda, Lepetellida, Haliotidae. Bases 1 to 636 code for a protein of 211 amino acids. The transcript has a single exon. The record is from RefSeq and is a predicted model, not a curated record.